AUGUCUCUCCCUCCGCUGCCUCAGACGCAGGCCUCUCGCACGCAGCCUUCAAACUCCCCCCCUCGACGGGUCCUGGUGAUUCCUCAGAUCUAUGACUGGCACCAGCAACAGUCGUCCACGCAUCGCCUCUUCGUGUAUGCGGAGGACGACCGUGGUCCUAUCCGUACCAUUCCCUGGUCCGAAGCUGCGGUAGCCAUCGCGCGGAGCUACCAUCUCAUCCGCGAGCGUGUGGCUGGUCUGCCGGAAGGCAGCGUUGUCGGGAUUCUGUCAGGCUCAGACUCCAUCCCUUAUGUCACCUUCGCCAUGGGUAUCAUGCGGGCGAACUACGUCCCCUUCACGAUCUCGUCCCGGAACUCCGCCGCUGCGGUCGCGCACCUGCUCAGCAAGGUGGACGUGAAGCACCUUCUCAUCGGCCGGGAGCAGGCCAUGCAUGAUCUUGCUGAGGAGGCGUUUGCUAUUCUCAAGGAACAGAGCGCGGACGCGUCCGUCCCUUCGACCUCGUCGAUGCCAGUGUUCGAGGAACUCUUCAAGCCGUCAUCCGAGGAUGAUGCCGCCCUUGAACUCAGUGCUCUGCCGUACAAAUCGAGAGGGGCCGAUGCCCCAGCGAUCAUUCUGCAUUCUUCAGGAUCGACUGCCUUCCCGAAAGCCGUCACCUUCAGCCACCAGCGGCUGCUCCAGAUUGCCCGGGCCCCCUUCUACGGGCAGCGUGACUUGACGAACAAAAUCUACUCGCUGCACACUGUACCCAUGUUCCACGCAUUGGGUAUCAUUCACACCAUGCUCGCGAUGUCUAGCGGAAUUGUGUUCAGCAUCUUCGCCCCGCGCUCUCCCCCGGUGACGCCAACAACAGACAUGGCGAUCCAAGGCGCUAUCGCAUCGGACAGCGACAUCAUCGUCGCGGUCCCUGCCAUGAUUGAGGCGUGGUCGCACAAUCCGGAUUACGUCAACUGGCUCAAGACACGCACCGCUGUCAUAUAUAGUGGUGGCCCUCUGAACAAGGAGGCUGGUGACUUCAUGGUCUCCGAAGGCGUCACGAUCUUCUCUCUUUACGGAUCUGUCGUAUUACCAGCGGGGACGCCGAAGGAGUGGGAAUAUUUCCAGAUAAGCUCCCAAAUCGGACACAAGAUGCAGCACUUCGCGAACAACGAGUAUGAAUUCAUCCACGUCGCUAACGAGACCAUGGUCCCGAACAUCAUCAACACCAAGGUCGAUGGGGCGGACGCUUACGCUACCUCAGAUCUUCUCGUUCCCCAUCCUACGAAGAAGGGCUUCUGGAAGAUCUAUGGUCGUACGGAUGACCAGAUCAUGCACAGUACUGGAGAGAAGACAAACCCCGGACCACUUGAGGCCAUGAUGAGCCACGAUCCGCAUGUGGUAUCCGGUGUCAUGUUCGGCCGCGGACGGUUCCAAGCGGGCAUCAUCGUCGACCCCAAACCUCAAUACGUCUUCGACGUAUCUGAUGAAGCGAAGCUAGCUGAGUUCAGGAACAAGAUUUGGCCAACGAUCGAGAAGAUGAACGCGUACGCCCCGCAACAUUCAAGACUGUUCAAGGAGAUGAUCCUGGUGGUCAGACCCUCGAAGCCGUUCGUCUACACCCCAAAGCGCACAGUGCGCAGAGGCGCCGUCAUCAACCUCUACGAAGAGGAGAUCGACGCCCUGUACAAAACGGUAGAGGCAUCCGGCGCACAGGCCAACAUCCCUUCUCCCUCGCAGUGGGAUGUGUCGGCGUCUACGGAGUUCGUCCGCCGCGUCGUCUGGGCGGUUAUGACACACAAGGUGGCGGACGACGAUGACGUCUUCCAGCACGGAUGCGACAGUCUUCAAGCAACGUACAUCCGCAACACCGUCCUGCACGCGCUGCGCGAGGACGCGAAAGUCGAGACACGCAACUUGUCCAGUGCCUUCGUAUACGAGCAUCCGACAAUCGCCGCUCUCGGCGCCUUCGUAUCCUCUACUGCACUCGGGACAGCGAACGUGACAGCGUCUCUGACAGCGCGGGUCGACGCCAUGCAGGCCAUGGUGGCGAAGUAUACUGCUGACUUCCCCGUGCACAAGACGAUCCUCCUGAAAGCAGCUCAGCCGGUGAAGGAUGUCGUCAUCGUUACGGGGACGACUGGUGCUCUGGGAAGCCAGUUGCUCGUCAAGCUUGCGCGCAACCCAGAGGUAAAGAGGGUGUAUGCAUUGAACAGGGCGUCGCGCGAUCAAGUCCCGAUCCGCGAGAGACAGGCGAAGGUCUUGGUCGAGCGUGGCCUCGAUGCCAGCGUGCUGGACACGGACAAGGUUGUCCUUGUAGAAGGCGACCUGACACAGCAGAAUUUCGGGCUCUCCGAGGAGACCUACAAAGAGAUCCAUCACUCAGUGACGCAUAUCAUCCACAAUGCAUGGAAGGUGGAUUUCGCCAUCAAUCUACCCUCAUUCGAGCCGCAAGUACAUGGCGUCCGCAGUCUCAUCGACUUCGUGCUCACCUCUCGCCUGCCCUCGCCCCCGCGGCUGCUAUUCACAAGCUCAAUGGCCGUCCUCCAAAAUGCCCCGCUGGACCAGCGCUGCCCAGAAUCGUCCACUGACCCACUGUGGGCCGUCGGGAGCGGCUACGCCGAGUCCAAACACCCUCGUCGCGCGAGUCGGCAGGUCUGCGGGGGGCCCGACGGCGUCUGGAACGCAUCAGAGUGGUUCCCCUCCCUCGUCCAGAGCGCCCCCAAGCUCGGGUGCUUCCCGGACGACGACAAGGGCGGCCCCGCGACGCGCGUCGUCCACCUCGCGCACCCGCGGCCCGUCCCGUGGCACGCCCUCGCCCUCGCCGUCUGCGCGACGCUCGCCGUGCCGCUCGUCCCCUACCGCGCGUGGCUCGAGCGGCUCGAGGCGCAGGCCGCCGUGUACGCGUCCCAGAGCGCCGCGGCGCAGGCGGACACGAUCCGCGGCCUGCGCGCGCUGCACCUGCUGCCGAUGUUCCGGGGGAUGGCUCAGAAUGAGGGCCAGGAGAGGCGGAUGGCGCUCGGCCUGGCGGAUAUGGACGUGAGCCUUGCGAAGGGGGCGUCGCCGACGCUCGCGGAUCCGGACGUGAGGCAGUUGGGCGCGGAGGACGUGACGCGAUGGGCGGCGUACUGGCGCAAGGUUGGCUUGCUGGGAGCCUAG
This is a messenger RNA of Fomitopsis serialis, 3132 nucleotides long. RefSeq lists its product as uncharacterized. Bases 1 to 3132 code for a protein of 1043 amino acids. The transcript has 19 exons. NCBI's taxonomy places the organism in Eukaryota, Fungi, Basidiomycota, Agaricomycetes, Polyporales, Fomitopsidaceae. Gene Ontology annotation, molecular function: phosphopantetheine binding. The record is from RefSeq and is a predicted model, not a curated record.